UAAAAAUGGAGGCUUAAGAUACAGCUCCAUACUGGAGAAGGUAGUCAAAGCCAGCAGGGAGGAUGAGUGGGAAGAGACAGCCAGCUGAGAGAAGGAGAAGGGACUGAGAAGGACAGAGGAGCAAGACAGGAUUUGAGGAUUUUUGGGAAUAUUUGUGCAGAGUUAUUAUCUAUUGUGGCUUGUAAGUAACUCAAAUGAGCUUUAAACUCGUCAAAUCAAUGCGGAAAUCUGUGCAGGUGUUUCCACAUGAGACCCUCCUUAGCCUACCAUUAUAAAUAGUUGCCGAUGUUGUCUCUGCACCAAAAGGGUGCUUACUAAUCGCUAGUUGCAAACGGGAUUUUAGGAUAGUAUAAACUCAAUGGAAGUAAAGAUGGCUGCGGUCCGAUCAUGCGUGCUUGCUUAAUAUAAUAUCUACUAUUAAAAAACUCAGUUAUUAUACAGAUGUUGGUGAGGCUACAAGAGCAUCUAUAGCAUAAACUUCCUUGCAUGGCUAGUCUGAACUCUUAUAAUUUUCAUAUCAGCAAGAAGAGUGGUUUCAAGUAUUAUUCCUUAACGAUUUCGGUGAGUAUAUUGCUAUCUUUUCUUAUCAACAUAUUGUCAAUAAAAGUUUUUCGCAGAAUUCUUAAAGAGUAAAUUCAAAACUGUAAUAGUAUUGGAUUAAGACAUCACAAUCUAUUUCAAAAGCCUAUUGAUGCUCAAACUCAGUUGAAUGGAAGUUCUUGCAGUCUUUAGAACCAUUUGGAGCCUAUUCAUAUUUCCAUUAAGGAGUUUUCCAUUUGCUUUUAAUCAUAUUAUGAAGCGAGCCGUAAAUGUCUAAACCUCUUUUUAUGAUAUAUCAUUUUAAUCAAGUUUUGAACUAUGCUUAAAGUUGUCUUAAAAUUUAGAAGCUGGCAUUUUCAAAGACAAAGAAAUCCCUCAUUAAAAUAGUAAAAUUUGUCUUCUUGGACCGUCACCGUAAUAGACUCUUUGUUGCCUAUAAUGUUUUACUAGUAUCCAAUGUAUGCUAAAUGGAAUCCUCCAUAACUGAAUUACAGAGUGGUAAACUAUCAACUUUGCUCUUUCAAGCUGGACUUCACAGCCUGAGUCUCUGCCUCAGACUGUCUUUUGAGGUCAUUAGAAAUCACCAUCUUUUUAACUGCCGUACUAGUCAUCUUUAGAAAGCUAGAUAAUUCAUGGCUUCAACAGCUGUUUGGGAGCAUGCUUCUAUAAAAAUCUAAUAUUAUUAAAAGCACCUCCCUUGUUUCAGAAAGAUCUCUACUCAAGUAAAAUAUUUGCCAAAAAUCUUUAUUAAAUCACUCGUAGAGAUUGAAGUGCUCUUGGAAGAGUUUGAAAUUUUGAGCCCAUACAUUACCACCACAAAAUGAUCUUCUGUUAGCUAUUUAAGUUCAAAGCUAAAAGAUUUAAUAAAAAUUUCUAACAUGGAUUCAUACACAAAUCAAAAUUUGAAAACUUAUGCUUUCAAAUCAGUGUGAGGAUACUCACGAAUUAUGAAGGAGCUUGUCACUCUCUAUUGCUGCUGCUCACCUAUGACAGAGAUGGCUCCAUACAUGCAAGCCUAUUGUGUUUGUCAAAACCUGUGAUCUUGCCCAGCCCAAGCUGUUGAGGAUGCUAACGAGGCCAACAUUGACAACAACCUUCAAGCUUAUGCUCCCAGCUAUGAACAGAAGCAAGCUGAAAAAGUUGUCACUGAUAUUCAGCAAGAUAAGGAGAGCCUGAACUUAAUAGAUAAGCCUGUAACUCGGAACAAAGACCACUCUCGGAUGAACGAGAGUGUAGAUUAUGAAGAAAGCAAAACUCCUGUUGCCACAAGAGUCUUCAGAAACCGCAGAAGACGUUCUUCAAGACUUGACAUCAGAGCCAGGCUCAUAAGACUCAGAACAAGGAUCCAGAAUGGGCGGGUCACUGGAUUUCAGAGCUCCAGAAAGAAGACCAGAGGAACUACUGAUACAAGCCUAGGAAGGAGGUCUAAAUACAUUGGAGUAUCAAAAAACAACGCCAACUGGCAAGCUCUAAUCAACCAAAGGAACACCAAGAAAUAUAUCGGAACUUUUACCGAUGAACUCGAAGCUGCCAGGACCUACGACUUAUACGCAAUGGCAGUUCAGGCCCAGAAAGCCUGCCUGAACUUCAGCUACUCUACUCAAGAAGUGGAGGAGAUGGUGGACUAUUUCAUUGCUUACAAGGCUGUGAACAUGGCAGCUUUCGAAUCAGUACCAAACUAGAUUAUGCACCUGAUACAAUUCUUUCAUA
Messenger RNA from Moneuplotes crassus, 2250 nucleotides. Lineage: Eukaryota; Ciliophora; Spirotrichea; Euplotida; Euplotidae. The record is from the annotation of a GenBank genome assembly.